ACUCCGCGCUACCAACGACCCCCUCCUUAUUUUCCUCAGUGAACUACAACCCGCCACCCUCGACAGGAACUCGUGCCUCGUGACAACCUCGUGGUGGUGGUUACUUCUUCUUACCAGAGAUUUUUCUCAUUUCAAAAGAUCCACUUGAAGAUUUUCAACGCUAAAAUGUCCACGUCUAAAAAUUUUCUUCGUCGAUGCAUCAUCUUUAUUCCUCUCUUCGUCUGCUAUACUCACGCAUGGUCGGACAUGUUCGACGAUGUGGAUUGCGAAAAGUUUCCCUUUUAUCCAACAUGUCGAGGUCAAAUGUUGACAAAACGAAUGAAUACGAUUGGAGUUUAUAAGGAAUGCGAUGAAUCUAAAAGGGAUAGAAAUUGUUUAAACGGCGAAAUAAAAUCGCACGAAACUAAUCGACACUUUGUCUCGAAUCCAAGAUCGAAAUUUUGGAAAAGCCUUCUCGAGAGCGGGAUCAGCCUAAAUGCCAUCCAUGACAUCUACGAUUCGGAUUAUGAUAGACAAUCGAAAAAAAAGAAGUACAGCAACCAAAGAAUACCACUGAUCGACGCGAUCUUUCUGUCAGACUUGACCAACUCGAACGACUAUUAAUUUGGAAAAUGCCGAAAUAAAUGUCACGCGUUAAGCUCAAAUAUCUCACAAAAUUCUAAUUUUCUAUAAAUGCCUUACUCUCUUGCUCAUAUUUCAUACAUUGACUUUACAACUUAUUUACAUAUUUAAAUCUAUGUAUAUUUAUUUCCUCGUAUAUGUGCAUGUAAACAUUUGGAAAUGAAAAAAUAAGUAUGAAUUUUCUUGAUAAAUACAUCGAAUAAGAAGAAAAAUCAUUUCUUUUUGCCUUGUCUUAUUCGCUUUGCAAUGAUAUUUCAACCAUUUUUAGCUUGUAAAUUAUAUAAGUAAUCUAGAAAACGACACACCCUGUAUCAUUUAUGUUCAUUUAUCAUCGUUAAAAAAAUAAAAGUCAUCAUCAAAGAAAUAUAUUUAUUAUAUUCUAUAAAAUAUCAGAAUCUCUCUAUUUUCAUCUACGUAUGAUAUGUGGGUGUCGAAAAUACGAGUAUUCUUAUGUACAAACAAUGGAAAUUUAUUCCUCCAAUAACAAAUAAUAAAGAAUCUUAUCAUUAUAUCAUUUGCUAUAAAUUUGAUUAUCUUUACUUCUUACGAAAUAUAAUUUCUAAUCAUAUCUAUUUUGAAAUGAUGUAGUAACUUGUCAAGACACCCUGUAUGCCUCUGAAUACCUCAUGAUAACCUCAUGUCAUCUUAUGCGCAUCCGCAUCGUGUCCUGUCCACCGGUAUAAUAUAUACAAUUGUUGUGCUAUUAUUUAAAGUUGUUACUUAUAAAUAAAAACAAUAUUGAUUUAACGUUUAUUUAUACAAUUGAAGAUCUAGUCAUUCAAUAUGAUUAAUAUAACGAGAUCAAUCAUAGGAACAGGAUACAAAAAUCAUAGAAAUUUAUUUUUGAGGUUAACUCGUGAUACCAAAAACAUUUGCAAUGUUAACUAUAAACCGAACAAAAUGAAUAAAUUAUUGUUAAGACCUAGAGAAAAAUUUAAUUACUAUGUUAUUAAUCGAACUUAUAGUAAUCAAUUAAGUAAUAUAAAUGUACAAUCAACAAAACAAGAAUUACAUGAUGAUUAUAAAGAUGAAAAUGUACUAACGGAAAAUCAAUAUGCUCGCAAUUAUUUUCUAAAUUCUGUUCAUUAUAAUAAAACGACUGUACCUCAAAGGAAAUUGGAAGUAAUUAUAUCAGAUGCAGAGGCAGAAGAAUUAUUAAAUAAAGAUUGGUCGACGGCUACUAUCAAUGAUCUGGUUUCUGCUUUAAAGAGAUUGUCACAUCAUAUAGAAAAUCAAAGUGAUCAUGAUGUUAUGCAUCAACUGCCAAAAUAUAAUCUUAUCUUACAUGCUUUAAAAAAAAAUAGUAAUCAUCUUACAUAUGAUUUAUUAGAAGAAAUAUUAAUCAGUUUAAUACCAUUUCAGAAACAUUUGGGAAGAACAAAAGAAUUCAAAGAUUUAAUGGCAUCACUAGAUAAUUAUUGUGCAAAACAAUAUAUAAACUGGCCUAUUGAAUCAAUGUUUUUAAUAAGUGACGCAUUUUAUUGUCUUUACUAUUACAAUAGUAAUUUUGUAUGGAAAUUUAUGAGAAAAAUGAAUUCAAAGCUAAAUAAACUAACAACAAAUAAUCUUGUUCAACUUAUGUUUCUUGUUAAUAUUAGACGUGAUAAUCCACUAAAUAUGUACGAAGUCGAAUCAGUUCUAGACCAACAUUUAGAUGAUCUUACUAUAAAUGAAUUAGGUCUGAUAGCGAUGGGAUUUUUUAAAAGUAAGUCGAAAAUCCGAGAUUCUGCACUAUUGAAACAAAUGACAGAUCGUUUAGCUCGUGAUAUAAAUAUUGUGGAUAAAAUCAGCUUAACAUCUUUAUUAAAACUUAUACGGUAUAGCAUGAAAUUUAACGAAUUGGAAAACUUGAAAUUGUUAAUGAAAUGUAUCAGUCCAAUGCUUCCUACAUACGAUUUUCAAAGUCUAGGACAUAUAGUACACGUUUUUGCUAAAGCACAUUUGUACUCAAAACCCUUUAUGGAUGUCAUUAUAACAAGUUUUUUCAAUAACAUCGAAAAAGCAAGAUUGAAAGACAUAGAAAAAUUGACAUUUGCCUUAUGUAUAUACUCUUUUGAAUCAACACAUCCUAUAUGGAAUAAAAUAGUUGACGAAUUAACUUGUCGUAUAUCCAACGAUAAGAAAGAAAUAUUUAAAUUUCCAUGGAUAUUUGUUAGUAUUAUUAGGUAUUUAUGCUUUUCAAACGUUUAUCCUCUUCAUUUGAUAAAACUAGUAUUAGAUCCAUCUUAUGUUAGCAUAAGAUGCAAAGGUAAUGUUUAUUUAAUUGGCUGGGAAUAUUCCAUAAUAGAAUACUGUGUAAAGGUAGAACAACCUGAAUAUACUGGACCAUUUCUUUCGGAAAAUAUUCUUCUAACUUCAACUAAGCGACAUUGGAAGAUAAUGGAUUUGGAGAAUUCAUCCUUGAUUCGUAAAAUAUUUAAUGAAGUUAUGUUUGUCCUGAAGGAGACUGUCGUAAAGGACGUAGAUUUAUAUAAUGGUAGAGUAUUACCUCAAUUUGUAAAAAAUAAUAUUGUCGUUGGUAUCGAUGAACAUCAGAAUUUCAUCUCAGCAAAACCAAUUUUAUCAAAAAAAUCUGAAACUGACAUUAAGAGAGUAGAUGAUACAUUUCCAGAAAACAUUAAAUGGCUAAUAUUUGUUGUAUUUCAUUAUAAGCAUACAAUAAGAGAAACUAAUAGUCCAACAGGCAUUCUAAUGGCAAAAUUAAGGCAACUGAAACUAAUUGGAUAUACGCCUAUUGUAGUUUCGAGUCAUGAAUGGUUUCAAUUAGGAGGAAAUAUAGAAGGGAAAACGAAUUAUUUGAAAAAUCUUAUAACAAAUGCAAAAUAACAUAAAAGAAAUGUAAUAUUGGAUAUAGACACACACACACACACACACAAGAAUAAAAUAGACUAUUUCAAUUAAAGCGAU
This is a messenger RNA of Polistes dominula (European paper wasp), 3528 nucleotides long. RefSeq names its product non-canonical pre-mRNAs endonuclease FASTKD5, mitochondrial. The record is from RefSeq and is a predicted model, not a curated record. Lineage: Eukaryota; Metazoa; Arthropoda; Insecta; Hymenoptera; Vespidae.